Messenger RNA from Phyllopteryx taeniolatus (common seadragon), 1476 nucleotides. RefSeq names its product myosin-16-like. Gene Ontology annotation, cellular component: vesicle; actin cytoskeleton; myosin complex. The record is from RefSeq and is a predicted model, not a curated record. Lineage: Eukaryota; Metazoa; Chordata; Actinopteri; Syngnathiformes; Syngnathidae. Gene Ontology annotation, molecular function: ATP binding; actin filament binding; microfilament motor activity. Gene Ontology annotation, biological process: vesicle transport along actin filament; actin filament organization.
AUGGUAGAGGAUUGGGCCAAAGAAAGAGAAAGAACACAAAAGCUGGAUAACCAGGACUCUUUGGAGGACCAAAUCAUUCGGGCUAACCCGGUGCUGGAGGCAUUUGGCAACGCCAAGACCAUCAGAAACAACAACUCCUCACGCUUUGUCAAACCCCAGGACCAGUGUGUUUAUUCCAUCAGUGCAUUGGUCAAAGCAAUCUAUGACCGCAUGUUCAAAUGGAUGGUAGAUAAGACCCUGGACACCAGGAUGCAGCGGCAGCACUUCAUAGGAGUGCUGGACAUUGCUGGAUUUGAGAUUUUUGAGUUUAACAGUUUUGAGCAGUUGUGCAUCAAUUUCACCAAUGAAAAACUCCAGCAGUUCUUCAACCACACGUUUGUACUGGAGCAAGAAAAGUACAAGAAGGCGGGUAUUGACUGGGUCUUCAUUGACUUUGGACUUGACCUGCACGCUUGCAUUGAUCUGCUCGAGAAGAAACAGUUGAACAAGCUGAUGAGCACUUUGAGAACCACCGCUCCUCACUUUGUGCGCUGCAUCGUGCCCAACGAGUUCAAGAAGUCAGGUGUGACAGAUAACUUCACCAGUUGGCCUGCAAUGGCGUGUUUUCGGGCAUCUGGAUAUGCAGGAAAGGAUUCCCCAAUCGGCUGCAGUUCCCAGAAUUUUUAACAGAGAUAGGAUUUAUAUGUAAAAACAGUCGGUCAAUUCUGCACUGAACUGAUGAUGGUACAAUGAAAGUUACAGUUUCACACCAAGAGGAAACAAAUCCUUUCUCCAGGGUGGCAAACACCAAAAGGAGGUGUUACGUAUAAUCAAAUCUGAAGCUCACAAGAAUGGAUAUUGCGUGUAUUUUUCUCUUCCAUCAUCCUGUUGUGCUACCUAUAGAAACUACAUCCUUAACCCCAACAUCAUCCCGAAGGGAUUUGUUGAGAACAAAAAGGCAUCGGAGCUCUGAGCUCUGAGUUCUAUCGGCCUGGACAGUAUGGAGUACCGAAUUGGCCAAAGCAAGGUGGAGGAAGGCAACCUGGUACGUGUGCAGCUUGAGCUGGCUCAAGUCAAGGCUGACAUCGACCGCAGAAUACACGAGAAGGGAAUAGUUUGAGGUGACUAGAAAGUAUCAUGCCCGUGCAGUGGAGUCCUUGCAGGCCAGCCAGCCUACAGGCAGAGGCCAAAGGGUGUGCUGAAGGACUGUGGAUGAAGCAAAAGAUGGAAGGAGACUUGAACGAGAUGGAAAUCCUGCUGGAGCAUGCCAAAAAGGAACAACGCUGAGCGAGUUGAAACCCUCAAGAAGCUGCAGGAUUGAUUCUGGUGAAAAGUCGAGAAAAACUGAACUCUGUUUAUCAUCCUUGCGUCUGCUUUCUUCUAAAGGAACUGCAGGUGCAGAUGGAUGAAGACGCACGUCUCAUGACGAGCUGAGGACAGAGAGCCCACUUGUGUGUCGCUCCUGCAUAGAAAAGUCAAUAAACUACUUGCAACUAA